AGGAGCGUGCAGUCGAGGUCUCUCCUCCAGGCUGUGGCUGCGCACACAUUGUCCGCUCUGCUUCUUCAACUACAUCGCCUGAAUUUGCAUAGCCUACUUUUCCUGUGCGUCUUUUCCAAGCUGAUCGUUAACUAUUCCGAUUUCCCCACUCCCCGGGAGUGGUCCGGGAACUUUUUGCUAUAAUGAGCAAACAAACGGUCAACCUUGACACCUACAGCCUGUCGCUGCUCACAGCCAAAGAGGACAUCCUCAACCCCCGCUCCUCUACCAACUGGGCAUUAUUUACCUAUGAAGGGGUCACCAACAAGCUCAAAUUGGCAGACUCGGGAGCGGGCGGUGUGGCAGAACUGGCAGAAAAGUUUCACAUCUCCAAACCUCAGUAUGGACUGUGCAAAAUAGGAGGUAUUGAUGGAGGUGCUCCUCGGAUUCUUAUGAUAAGCUGGGUCGGCCAAAAUGUGGAUGAAUACAGGAGAAAUGAGUGUGCCACCCACAUUCCAGCCAUCAAACACUUCUUUAAGGAAGCACAUGCUUUUAUUAGUGCAGAAAAGUCGGAGGAUGUGACAGAGGAGAGGGUGAGAGCUGAGCUGAGCAAGGCUCAGACUCAAGCUCCCAUGCAGUGGGUGAGGAGAAGUUCCAGGUCUACUAACAAGGAGGAAAUUGUGGGUACAAACUACAGAAAAACCAAUGCUGCAAUGGAAAUGAGACUAAUUAACAGAGACUCCUUCUGGGCACGUGCAGAACGUGAAGAGGAAGAGCGUAAAGAGGAGGAGAAAAGAAGGGCUGCAGAGGAGAGACGUCGCCUUGAAAGAGAGAGGAUUCUAAAGGAGCGAAGGGAUGCAGAAGAGAGAGACAGAAAAAUGAAUGAAAAACUUCAGAUGAUUGAGGAGCAAAGACGGAAACAGAGGGAAGAAGAAGAGGAGAUGCGGAAAAAGGAGAAAUUAAGAUGGGAACAGCAACAAAGGGAACACGAAGAAGUUAUGAGGGCUCGUCUUAGAAGAAGUGAAUCCAUAGAGAAAGCUGCUGAAGCAGCAGCAUUAGUGUCGCAGCGCUCCAUGAAUCCCAGAGAGUUCUUCAGACAACUGUCAUCUUCGUCAUCACAGAGCCCCACCAGUCCUGGAUCAUCCCGCAGUGGAAAACCAUUCAGACGGUACCAACGCAGUCUGACGGAUACAGCAUUUAUCUUUUCAAAAUCAGAAGACAGUGCAGGAUGUUCUCCGCACACGUCUCCACUGGUCUCUCCCUUCUCAAGAGCUCCUCCGUCCCCAGUUUUCCGGGCCAUGUCUCCCCCCAGAACCCCAGAUUUUCAACCGGUCACCUUACCACAGAAGCCCAGAAGCCCCAUGACGCCACCAACAUCCCCAGUUCGAUCUGCUCCCCCAGUUUCGGCUCUGCCCAGUGUUCCACGAAGUAGCGACCGAGUUAAGGCUGCAGCUGAACUGGAAGCUUCAGAACCAACAGAACCUUCUGCGCCUCCAGCUUCCCCUAGCCUACUAAAGUCUUUGUCCCCCAGUUCAAUAAAUGAAAACCUCCCUCAGUUUCUUUCAGAGUCUGUGCCACCCUCAGAUUUAAUGAAUACAACCGAUGCAGAUCAGCAUGAGCCUUCACAGGUUCUAACAGACCCUCUUCUGCUGAACACAGAAUUUAACACACCAUGCCUCGUAAACAAGCUGGUCUCAGACUCUAGCUUCAAAGUACAAGCUGUACUGGUGGAAGCAGAUGAGGAAGAGGAUCUACAGGAGGAGGAGGAGGAGGAGCAGAGAGAUGAACCUGAAACAAAACCAGAGGUGGAAUCUGUCACUAAUGAACCAACUGGGAUUGAAAUGGAUCAAGUAGAUAAAGAACAAAUGCAAGACGUGACAAGAGAUGAGGAGGAGGAGAAAAAGGAGGUGGACAAGGAUAAAGAGUUUGAAGAAGAGGGUAUGGAUGGGGAACUUGAAGAAGUGGAAAAUAAAGAGAAGCAGGAGGAGGAGAGUAAGGAGGAUCAGCACGAGAUGGAGGAUAAGAAGGAACUCGACAGGGAUGAGGAGGCGUCGGUGGGAUCAAAACAUAAAACUGAUCCUUCAUCCCUGGUACAGCCAGCAGAGACGCCCCAGGUUGAAGAGAAGGCAGAGAAAGACGAAGAAGAGAACAUUCAUUCAGGAGUCAACCAGACUCCUACUGAGCUAUCAGAGGAAGAAGAAGAUGAAGCAGAAACAGACCUUGAACCAGUUUGCCAAGAUGUCAAAAAUGUCAACAUUCUCCCAUCAACCAAUGGGAUGACAAAUGGUGAUUGCACCCAAGAGGAAAAUUACACAGUGAGCUCUUUGAGUCCAACUAACACAGACGGCAGGAUAUCUGAGUCUCCUGACUGCUACAGAUCCGCAGAAGAGGAAGAAAAUGACGAAGAGGAGCAACAGCUCUCCAAAAAUGGACAAGAGGAUUUAUCCGAGCGACAUAUGUGCGUCCGAGCUCUGUAUGACUACCAGGCAGAGGACGAAUCCGAGAUCUCCUUUGAACCGGGUGACAUCAUAAGGGACGUGGAGACGGUGGACAAAGCCUGGUGGAGGGGGUGGAGCAAAGACGGUCGUCAGGGUUUAUUCCCCGCUAAUUACGUGGAGACCAUAUAGGCAGGCAGAGGCACUCUAUACGUACACUUACACACACAUUCACACACUCAGGGACACACAUCCUAUCUCGUUUCUGCAUGUUUUUACCUUAAUCCUCCCACUGAAACUUUAUGCUCUCUUUUCUGUAGGAAGAAUAAAGAAACAUGAGGCUCCUUGUUCCGAAGAAAGCAUGGAGUAAAGUUUGACUCUUUAUUUUGAUGUUUUUUUUUUUUUUGGAGAAAAACACAAGUAUGCAGAAAUUACCCAGCCUUAUUUUUUAUGGGUGAAAUAGUAAAGACCUUUUCCUGGACCAAAAUAACUUAUUUUCUUUUAACAUGCAGUUGAAAUGGGGGAUUGGGGGGGUGGAGAUGCAGAUGAUAGGAAACUUGCUUUUCUUCUAAGUAACAAACAUGUUUUAACUGCAGUGCUCCUUUUUGAUCCUCACAUAUAACAAGCAUACCUUUGCUCACCAUUCGUACCCAUAUACCAGGUACCAUCUUUGUAAUCAUCAUCUUGUGUCUCUUCCAUUAUUUUGGAGCGCUGUAUUUGCUACUGACAUACAUUGCAGGUUAAUUAACCAAACCAGAGCAAGAAACUGAACAAAAUGAUAAAAAAAAGUGAAAAAUGAUGUUGAUUUUCUCUUCUGUUAAACUUCUGUAUGGAUUCUGUGUGUUCCAUUGUUGAUACCCUGCAUUACAUUUGGUCCCUUGUCUUCUUUCCUAGAAUUUAACAGUGUAAUUCAUAAUGUCAACAGAUUUCAAGUGCAUCAUUACUACACUGUAUAUAAGAAUUUAUACAGAAAACGUAAAUUCUUAGUUCACAUGUUUAUAUGUCCUAUGCUUAUUUUAUUUGCCAUUUCUUUUUGUAUUUACUUAAAACUUACAAAUACAGCUUUUAUGCACUUAAAUGUCUUCUUAAUGUUUCUGUUUGUCUUUAUCGUCAUUGUUAUGGCAUUAAAAAAAACAAGCAAAAUUUGCAAA
This is a messenger RNA of Cyprinodon variegatus (sheepshead minnow), 3565 nucleotides long. Its product is annotated as drebrin-like protein A. Gene Ontology annotation, cellular component: plasma membrane; actin filament; postsynaptic membrane. The transcript has 16 exons. Gene Ontology annotation, biological process: positive regulation of dendritic spine morphogenesis; regulation of actin filament polymerization; neuron projection morphogenesis. Bases 183 to 2606 code for a protein of 807 amino acids. Lineage: Eukaryota; Metazoa; Chordata; Actinopteri; Cyprinodontiformes; Cyprinodontidae. Gene Ontology annotation, molecular function: actin filament binding. The record is from RefSeq and is a predicted model, not a curated record.